Messenger RNA from Volvox carteri f. nagariensis, 2697 nucleotides. RefSeq lists its product as uncharacterized. Bases 1 to 2412 code for a protein of 803 amino acids. Lineage: Eukaryota; Viridiplantae; Chlorophyta; Chlorophyceae; Chlamydomonadales; Volvocaceae. The record is from RefSeq and is a predicted model, not a curated record. The transcript is spliced from 6 exons.
AUGCAGCUCCCGCCGACGGAGAAACGGGCACCUCCCUCGCCCCAGCCCCAGCCCCAGCAGAUCCAGAUCCAGCAGACCCAGAUCCAGCCCCAGCAGAUCCAGACCCAGAUCCAGCCCCAGCAGAUCCAGACCCAGAUCCAGCCCCAGCAGAUCCAGAUCCAGUCCCAGCCCGAGCAGAUUCAGACCCAGCCCCAGCCCCAGCAGAUCCAGACCCAGAUCCAGUCGCCUUUCCUUCAGCAACUGCAAGCCGGGAACGGAGGCAAACAGAAGCUCCCCUCAACCUCUGAGGCCCCCCCGCCCUCACACGGCGGAGGGUCACGAGUGUUCACACUGCAGCGCAAAGAUCACAUAUUGAAGAUAUCCACCAAGAUUUUGCGCACAUGCUUUCCCAAUAUCCUCACCGCGGCGUCGGCGAUGGCGGAGGCGACGGGAACGACGGCUACCACGGCGGAGGCGGCGGAGGCGGCGGGCGUGGAGGUGAAGAAAAAGCCGCAACCUGUGACGGUUCUCGCACCCAUGGCUCCGGGAUCUAGGAGCCCGUUGCGGCCUUGGGAGGCGCAGCUGCGGCAGCGCAGGAAUGGCGGAUGGGUGCUUGACGGUCUAGGCCAGGCUAUGGACGUGAUGGGGGUGCCUGUCGGUGGAGUCGUAGGCCUUGCGCGCCUGCCCAACGGCGGAGUGAUGCUUCAGGAGGUUCGUGAGGAGGUUCGUGAGCAGGCGGAGGCGGAGUCUGCGGCGGGGGCGGAGGUGGGGUUGGGCGUGGACGUGGCAGCAGCAAGCAGACUCCGGCCUCCUUUGUACGCCGCUGUCCCAGGCCCUGGCGUGACACCUCUACAUAACUACGCCGCCACCACUGGCGGCAGCUGUGGCGGUGGCGAUGGCAGUGGGUGUGUGAACGGACAUGCUGGCUGGGAUGUAGGGAGCUGCCGGUUUUCAGCCGGCACGUUCGUAUUGCCUGAGGUCUCCAACCGCAUCAUCAUCAUCAGCAGGAGCAGCACCGAUGACUACAAAGCCCUGCAGCCGCUGCGCGACCGUUCUACUCUCCGACACGACUGCAGCCAGGCUGUCGCCGGGCUGAUGCCGCCACCGCCGCCGCCGCAAUCGAGCUCGGUGCUGCUACCAUCGCAGGGCGUCGGCGCGGCGGCCGCUGGGGCAGCGGUCGGUGGCGUCCGUCAGCCGCCAUCCCCCGGCUGCGGUCCGCUGCAGGAUGAGGCCCCGGCGGGGGGUAGUGCCCGGGUAGUGCCUGCGAUGGCCGCAGUCCCAGGUGACCUUGGACCGUUCGGAAAGGCGGACUGCUUCGGAUUCUUGGAAGCUUCAAUCUCUGGGGACGGCGGCAUGGGACUGGCAAAGGGUGUACGGUUCAACGGAGCCUCUGACGUGAUGAUUGGCAAUGAGGAGCUGUUGCGGACAGCGGGGGCGGCGGCGGCGGCGGCGGCGGCGGGGGAACCUGCAAGUGGUGGUGGUGGUGGCGGCGAUGGCAAUCCUCGUUUUUGGGACUUCGCUAGCCCCAGUUUGCCAGAGCAUUUCAGUUUGCGGUUCAGCUUGCCUAGCCUCGGACUCUCGGACAGCCUCCUCAACUCGACGGGGAGCAAGGAGGAGAGUUGCGGUGAUGCAGCAGCGGCGGCGGCGGCGGCGUCCGCGGCGAUGGAGCGCUCGGGUGUCAUUGGAAGCGGCGGGGACCACCGACUGCACAUGGAUGGCGGCCGUGGCGGAGCUUGGAGCGGAUUCAUGCCCGCCGGAAGUUUCGCUGCUUCGGCGGCUGGCGCAGCGGCGACGGAGGCGCAGCUCGGAAUGUGCAGCGCCAGCUUUGGCGAGGAGGACGUGUACGACGGUACGGGUCUGUACGACAUGAUGAAUCGGAGCCCAUCGAUAGAGCCCGAUGACUUGCUGGUGAGCAUUGGCGAGUCGGCCACGUGGGCCGCACAGGUCGUAGAGCCGCAACUCGAGAGUGGUCUUUCGCGGGAGCACGCCCACCACCACCGGCACCAGCUUUCACAGCAACAGCACCUGCAGGAGGAGGAGGAGCUCGGGAGGCCGCGGGUCGCCACGGACACCGCCGCCGCAGCCGCGUCCGCCCCACAGCAAGCGGCAGGAGGCACCAUCAUCAUCAUCAACAGCCGGCGGGAUGGCGGCGGCGAGGCCAAUGCUGCUGCCGCUUCCGCCCAAGCCUUCCCGUCGCAGGGUGCGGUGUGCCGCAAGCGCUCACGUGAGGUAGAUGUCGCGGCGGAGGCCGAUGCCGCUUGGGAACACGAGCAGCAUGGGCAGGUUGCGGUGUGGCCAGAUGAUCUGGAUCCCCCUGUUGCAGGCACUGGUAGGGGCGGCUGGCAGAAGUUAAGGCCUGACUUCUGCUCCCAGUCGAUCCAGUCGACCCGGGUUCAAAUCCGCCUGCCAGCUCCUCGGGUGUUUGAGGAGUGAUGAAAUGGGAGGUGGCCCCCCAUCAUAUGGACGGUGUAGGACGUGAUAAUAUCAACUUGCGAGCUGACCAGGAACUAAGUUGAUGCGCCGUUGAUCCGCUAGAUUUGGUUGGAUGCUGGUGGUGAGUUGCCGAACCCAACGAAUACAUUCUGAAGUCGGAUGGGGUGACGGAUUAGGGUGCCCCUCUAGCAGGGGAGAGCAGGGACUGCCCCGGGAAAGGGGGCCGCUGGCGAAGUUAACCACCCUGUAACAACAUACAUACACAUACACAUACAUACGCACAUA